CCGCGCCCCGCCCCUCGGCCCGCGCACUGCCCCGCGCGCCCCGCCUCGGAGCCGCGCUGCCCGGGGCCUGCGGCCUCGUCCCGUCGCGGAUGGCGCACUCGCCGGCCGCCGUGCCAGGAGCGCAGGAGCCGGGCUGCCCCAUCCGCGUGGAGCACGACCGUCGGCGCCGCCAGUUCACCGUCCGGCUCAACGGAUGUCACGAUCGGGCCGUCCUGCUCUACGAGUACGUGGGCAAGCGGACCGUGGACCUGCAGCACACCGAGGUCCCCGACGCCUACCGCGGGCGCGGCAUCGCCAAGCACCUCGCCAAGGCUGCCCUGGACUUCGUGGUGGAGGAGGACCUGAAGGCCCACCUCACGUGCUGGUACAUCCAGAAGUACGUCAAGGAGAACCCGCUGCCGCAGUACCUGGAGCGCCUGCAGCCGUGACCCUGGCCGGGGGCAGGUGCGCCCUGCCAGACCUCUCCUCGCCCUGGCCCUGCCUCCGUGUGCUCUCAGGAGACCUGGAUCCCAUGGCGGUGGGCCACUCAGCUGUUUUGUAAGGACGCUCAUCUGGGCCCCGGAGGCGGCUGCCCGAGGAUGGGCAGGUCCGGUGACUGGCAAGGGGAGGCCAGGCAGCCGAAUCCCGGCAGCUCCUGCCUGCAGAUCUGGCGGCUUCUCGGAAGACCAUACGGCCUGUUGUGGGCAGGCCUGUGAGGGCCCGUAGGCAGGACUGGGACACGGACGGGCAUCCCUGUGGCCCGCUGUGCCCCCUUGAGUUCCUUGCUCUGUGAUUGGCAAGUGCUGUCCUGGCACCCCCUCACCACCCCUGCCAUUCGGUCCUAUUUGCAGAGGGGGUGUUCCCAGUGUUGAGAGGAGCAAUAGAAACUAUGUGCCAACUUCCGAGGGCACAGUGCCAGCUGCGGCUGCCGUCAGCACUGCCCGCCUUCCUCCAGCUGCCCGCCUGGCAGGGGUGGCCGGGAACGGUGGCCUGGGCAUUAGCGCGGGCUCACCUGUGCACACAGCACAGGCAGCACGGAAGCUGAGUGCCAGGCGGUGCGCCGGGCAAAGAGGCAGGGGGCACCAGCUGCUCUCUCCCUGCUGCCUGUGCCCUAACUCCUGGCCUCCUUGUCUGUCAGCUCUGCGGGAACCGAGGUCCCGCCCCCUGUGGCUGCCCUGCCCUCUCCAUCUGCCUGUCGCCAGGCAGCUCCAGGGGCUCCAAAACCUCCCAGGGACCCGCCCCCCUGGCCCGGGCCCUGGGUGAGCUUCCUCAGAAGGGACCCUGUGGAGCAGAGGUGGGAGGGAGGUGAACUGUCCUCAAAGCCGUCCUCACCACCAGGAAAGACACUUUUCUGCAGAGGCUUCCCUUCGGGGCCGCAGCCUCGGGGCACCUUCCGGGGGAGCAGUGGUUGGGCAUGGCCGUGACCUGCACGUGCACGCUCUGGCCCCAGGGAGCCUGGGAAUGGCGGAGGGCACCUCCUUCCGGCUGUGCUCCCCAACUCUGCAGUGUGCUAUAUGAGGGCCAGGGGAGCGCCUGUUCCCCUGUGCUGGGAGUCAUGGGCCAGCAGGGGGUGGGCACAGCUGCUGGGCCCCUCCCAAGGCUGGGGCAGCCCACCCUGGCACAGCUGAAGAAGGGGGGGUAGGCCUGAGAGUGGACAGACCGGCCGGGUCUUUUCUCUCCCUCCUUCCCUCCCCACUCACACAAGUUUACAUACAGAUUCGUCAUGGAAACUGUCCAGCAGCUCAGUGAGCUGGUGCUCUCGCUCUGCGGCCUGUGGGUGAGGUGGCCCAGUGCUAGGAGGAUGCCCGACUCGGGGCUGGGACAAGCAGGCGGUGGGUGGGGCCAGGGGCGGUGUGUCUCAGCCUGAGCCUGGUUCUAACAGCAGGUGGCGGGCCAUGCUGGGCCAGCAGGCAGACAGAACUCGUUAAUUGAACCAGGAGCUGCUGGGGGGGUGGGGGGCGGGCAGUGAGAGUGGGUGGCCUUGGCCCAGGGACAGCUUGUCCUAGUUCCUGCAGGUGUGGCUGCCUUGCCUCCGCUGCCUUAAAGUGCCGCUGACCGCUGCGGGCCGUGCUGCGUGGCCGCCGGGCCCGGGCAGCAGCAAGAGCCUGACGCUCUCCAGGCUGGGAACACGGCAGCCCUCGGCCGGCACGGUCAGUGUGGCCAUGGCUGGCCACCUCUGGUGCUGCCCCAUGUGUCCGGCAUCCAGCCCGCCCCCCUCCACCUCCCAGCCAGGAGGCCGGGAGCCCUUGCUGUGGCCGGGGCGGCACCAGCCCCUCCCAGCAGGUCGCUCACAGGCCCGGGUUCCUCACAUCUCGCUUAGAUUUCAAAACAGGUCGUAACUCACGUGCCUUCCCCCCUCAGGACCCGCUCUGGGUGACGUCUGGCCAAGGCCCUGGGCCCCUUUGUUGUUUUUUAAGUUCCUGACCAGAGCGCCGGACAUGCGUGUCAGCGGGAGCCGUGGCCGGCCUCGGGCUGCCUGCUGGUUGGCCCUGCGUUUACAGUGAAUAAGCUGAGGCGUGGGAGCCGCAGGUGUGAGGGGCUAGGCGGGGCUCCCCGCCCUCCAUCCCUGCUGCCCUGACCUUGCUCGCAGCCGGACGGCACGUGCGCACAGGGUGGCCGAGGCCUCACAGCCAGACAGCAGGGCCACCGAGGUCUGGGGGGCACCUUGCUCCCGUGCCUUCUCCCCUUUCACCGCCAGCCAGGGCCCUGCCCUGUCCCUGCCUCCACCCGAGGGAAGGGCCAUCUGAGGCCUGGCCAUGCCUUCACCGCAGAGCGGCUGCAAGGGGCUCACCUGGAAGAGGCGGUGAUGUCAUAGGGCCUCACAUCAGCUGCUGCUCUUAGACGUGUCUCUCUCCCCCACAAAGCCUUCUCUUGGGGCUUCUAGUCCAGGGGAGCGAGAUGGGGUGCCCAUGCCGGCCUGUGGGGGCAACGUCACCAAUGGCCUCAAAACAGGAUCGAGGGGCCUGGCCGGUGUGGCUUAGUUGAACACCGUCCCAUGCACCACAAGGUCACCAGUUCAGUUCCCAGUCAGGGCAUGUACCCGGUUGCAGGUUGAUCCCCAGUUGGGGUGUGCAGGGAUGGGGGACUCCUUUCUGAGUGGGAUGUUUUCCUCCUAGUUCCCAGCCUGGGGGUGACCGUGCUGCCCCCAAACACAGGAGGAAGAAGAGGCAUUGCGGUGGCCAGGCCAUCAGGCCUGUCGGAUAGAUGAGGGGCAGGCCCUGUAGCCGCAGGAGGCUGGGAGGCAGGGGCAGGGUCUGUGCCCAUCCCCCUCCCCAUAACACAAUGUGCCCUCUGUCCGCUCUCAAGGACGGCCCGGGAGGGCCGUGCACUGUCCCUGCACCUCCCCUGGUCACUGGGAAGGCUGGGAAGGGCUCUGUCUGGAGCCGCAAGGUCCAUGGCUGACGGGGAUGCCCGGCGGAUGCUGAGAAGGUGGCUGCGUGCCAGGCCACUGUGAUGGGGAGAUUGACGGAGCGUCCACCCAUCCCCUCGCUUGGUCCUCAGCGCAGAAGCCUCUGAUUGGCUGAUGUCUACCCAGAUGUCCCCUCUGCUGUUCUCAGGGCCCCACUUCCUCCAAAUCAGCACCCUAAGUUUUCUAUGAGGGCACGGAACUGUAGCCUGCAGGCCCAAUACUGGGUGGUUUUCAGUUGUGUCGUUCUCAUGGCUACAGGAUAUUAAACAGAUUCUUUUCUGGCUCUCA
This is a messenger RNA of Myotis lucifugus (little brown bat), 3676 nucleotides long. RefSeq names its product N-acetyltransferase domain containing 1 (gene NATD1). The record is from RefSeq and is a predicted model, not a curated record. NCBI's taxonomy places the organism in Eukaryota, Metazoa, Chordata, Mammalia, Chiroptera, Vespertilionidae.